Messenger RNA from Gopherus flavomarginatus (Mexican gopher tortoise), 2602 nucleotides. It is a transcript of the gene IL1R1, whose product is annotated as interleukin 1 receptor type 1. Gene Ontology annotation, molecular function: interleukin-1, type I, activating receptor activity. NCBI's taxonomy places the organism in Eukaryota, Metazoa, Chordata, Testudines, Testudinidae. The record is from RefSeq and is a predicted model, not a curated record. The transcript is spliced from 13 exons. Gene Ontology annotation, biological process: regulation of inflammatory response; signal transduction. The coding region runs from base 600 to 2297 and encodes 565 amino acids.
UGUGGAACGCGGGCAGGGGGCUGCUCUGAGAUCUUGCAAAAUCUGCAGCAGCAGCCUCUGCAGGAACUGUUGUGAUCCAGCUGAAAGCAGGCUGGCUGAGAAGCUCCUCUGGCUAGCGUGGGUGCUGGAACUAGGGGUGGUCUGCACCCUCUGGCUUGAAGCGGUUUCCAUCGUAUACAGAUAGCGUGGAUUUACAGGUUUGGCGCAGCGGCUCUCAGCACACCCUCCAUACAAAUUGUUCCAGCAUCUCUGGAAGCCAGUGGUUUUCUACCUCUUGUUUUCAUUUGCAGAGCCCUAAAAAAUUUCAGAUAGCGUGUGUGCAAAUAAGUCCAGAAUGCUGAAUCUGUGACAAGAUAUAUUGGAAUGAUACUUAUUUGAAAAAAAAAGUCAUUCUAACUAACAUAUACAUAAUCUAUGCUGUCACUUUGAAGUUGACUAUAUAAUGACUGAUGCAAGGAGUGGUGGAAGCAAGGGAGUCCCUGCUGCAGGAGACAACCACCCCCCAAAAAGUAAACCUAAAUUUCAAGGAUGGUGACUAACUCCUUGGCAUAUGUCAGGAAAAAUACAUAGAAGAGAGCUAAAUAAAAACUAAGCAAAACAUGAUCUCUUCAUUGUGGUUCAUUUGCUGUAUAAUUCCUCAUGUUUCUUCAUUCAAUGCUGAACAAAGGAAGCUAUCUAGUGAUUUCGUACUUAUAGGAGAGCCUAUUGCUAUCAGUUGUCAAAUAGCUAAAAUUCCAACACUUCACUCUGACUACAAUCUGACUUGGUAUAGAAAUGGUAGUGAUACACCAAUAACUACAGAGACACGUUCCAGAAUCCAUCAGCGAGAUAACGUGCUUUGGUUUAUUCCUGCAACUAUAGAAGAUUCAGGACUUUAUGAAUGUAAUGUAAGGAAUUCUGACAGCUCUGACAAAGAAUAUAUACAUCUACAUGUUUUCAAGAACAAUGAUAGCUUAUGUUUUAAUGGAGAAACUAUGUAUAAACAAAAAGUAUUUAUGUCAAUUGGUGGAAAGAUUACUUGUCCUGAUCUGGAAUAUUUUAAUGAUGAAAAUAAUACCGCACCUGAAAUACAGUGGUAUAAGGAAUGUAAACCUGGAUUACUGCAAGACAACAGAUUUCUCUCUUCAAAGGGUGACAUCUAUCUUAUGAUUAAUAACGUAACUAUGCAUGAUAAAGGAAACUACAUGUGCCAGACAACAUAUACUUAUAUGGGAAUACAACAUAACGUUUCACGAACCAUUUAUGUAGACAUUGAAGAAGGCCCAAAGAAGACACCACCAGUGUUUGUUUAUCCAAAAAACCAUUCGAUUGAAGUAGAACUUGGAUCUCAUGUCAUCAUGGACUGUAAUAUAUCCAGUAGCAUAAGUACUUUGAAUCCGUACUGGCAAGUCAAUGGUGAGGAUGUUAAUAUCUUUGAUAAUACCUAUGAAGAACAAUUUUAUGAAAAACCUUCCCAGGGAGGUGGUUUUAUAAUUGGAGCAAGAUUCAACAUUUCAAAAGUGAAAAGUAAGGAUUAUUCUCACAAGUUUUUCUGUCGUGUUUUGCAUCCCUAUGGCGAAGCUGUAGCAUACGUUGUACUAAAACGCCCAGCUCCAAACAUUCAGGGCUACUUGAUUGGAGGACUUGUUUCACUGGUAUUUAUAAUAGUUGCUGCUGUGUUUGUCUACAAGCUACUCAAGAUUGACAUUGUGCUUUGGUAUCGGAACUCCUGCCAUCCUUUUCUGAGUAAAAAAGUUUCAGAUGGGAAGAUCUAUGAUGCAUAUGUGCUGUAUCCAAAAAACAGAGUAAGCUGCCUCUAUUCACCAGAUAUCUUUGCGCUAAAGAUAUUACCUGAGGUCUUAGAGAGACAGUGUGGAUACAAUCUCUUUAUAUUUGGAAGGGAUGAUUUACCAGGACAAGCUGUUGUCAAUGUCGCUGAUGAAAAAAUCAACCAAAGCAGAAGAGUGAUAAUUGUGUUAGUACCAGAAUCAUCCUGUUAUAAUGUGUUAGAAGAUACCUGUGAACAGCAACUGGCUGUGUACAAUGCUCUUAUCCAUGAUGGAAUUAAAGUUAUUCUAAUUGAACUGGAUAAAAUAAAGGAUUACACAAACAUGCCAGAAUCUAUCAAAUAUAUUAAGCAAAAGCAUGGGGCCAUCAGAUGGAAGGGGGACUUCACAGAGAGAUCUAAUUCAGCAAGUACAAAAUUCUGGAAAAAUGUACGAUACCAAAUGCCACCCAGGCAAACUGUGUCUCCCUCAGAACUACAGUUACUACCAACAGCCUUUAAUUCUCCACAUUCAGUAAUGUUAGAAAGAUGACACCGAAAUUCAGUUUUAACAGCUGGGAGCAGCUCACUUCAACUUCUUUUUAAAUGGUUGCUCAUAGGAUACCCAUAUGUGUUAUACACUGUCCAUCUCAUUUGGAGACUUACAGGAUUAAAGCCUCCACAACAUCAUUAUCGACAGGUUUGAAAAGCUGAUUGAGCAUUCAUUCCCCUGAGCAGAUCAACCGAACAUUCUGAAGCAUUGUUUCAAUAUUGCAGUGGCCUGUAACAGGAACUGCAGGACUUCUUCAAGAAAUGCAUUUUUUUGUAAGGAAAACGAAAAACAUUUUUUGCACUUUU